Messenger RNA from Iphiclides podalirius (scarce swallowtail), 1734 nucleotides. Lineage: Eukaryota; Metazoa; Arthropoda; Insecta; Lepidoptera; Papilionidae. The record is from the annotation of a GenBank genome assembly.
AUGGAAAUUACAGACGUAUCAAUGACAACCGUAACCAUGGCUGCUAGAAGUGCAACGAAGAAGGUGAUAAACUCACCGGAAACGUGUGUGGACGACAACUUGCGCGGCGUUGUCGCCGUGUAUCCCGCUUUGCGUUUGCACCCGAAACACCGAGUGAUCACUUUGAGGGCUAAGACCGAUUCCGGCAGAGUGGCAAUCCUUGGCGGUGGCGGCUCUGGACACGAACCAUUCGCCGGUGGUCUGGUGGGUCGUGGAAUGAUUGACGGGGCGGUGGCGGGGGGGAUUUUUGCAUCCCCUCCAACUGGCCACGUGCUGUACGGGAUUGCACAGCUGUACAAAUAUAAUUCGGGUGGAGUGCUAGUUAUCAUCGGAAACUACACUGGUGACCGGCUCAACUUUGGGAAGGCCAUCGAAAAAGCUAAAAUUGCCGGCAUCAAGGUGGAAGGUCUAAUAGUAGGCGAGGACGUGGCGUCCAGUCAUAACAAGACCGGAGGUAGGAGCAUGGUUGGAGAGGUUAUAUUUUACAAGCUUUGCGGGGCGAUGGCGCUGAAGGGCUACGAUCUGGCUACAAUUAAAAGCAAUGCAGCUGAAGCCAACAAGUACAUGGCGACACUGGGGGUGUGUUUGAGCGCGUGCUCCUUGCCAGGCCAGCCUGCUUUAUUUGAGAUCGCCGACGAUGAGAUGGAGCUAGGGGCAGGGGUGCACGGAGAGGCCGGCAUUAAAAAGAUGAAACUGGGCACUGCCAAGGAGGUCGUGAAGAUCAUACUCGAUCAAAUACUGGAUCACCUGAAAUUGAAAGCUGGCGAUAGGGUGGCGGUGACAGUCGACAAUCUGGGCGGCACUUCAUACCUGGAGAUGAACAUCGUCAGCGCCGAAGCUAAGGACUACUUCGAAUCCAGAGGGAUACGAGUGGAGCGGGUUUUCGCGGGUCAUUUGAAGACAUCCCUCGAGAUGCACGCCUUCCAAAUUUGCGUGCUACAUUUGAACAAGACUCACGGUGACAUGUGGCUGGAGUUGCUGGACGCGCCCACCGGCGCUUUGGGAUGGACGGGCGGUGAGGCCUCGAAGAGGGGCGAAGACGUCCAUGGGGAUGACGAGACCUUGCUUCAGACUGAUGGACUGAAGCUUACGUCGGGACCAUCUCUGACAAUCGAGCAACAGGAUAUCCUUCGCGGCUGCCUUACUGCCGCUGCCAACCAGCUGGUGCGAAGCGAGGAUCUUCUAAACAAACUGGAUUCAGCUAUACUAUCAUACUUGGAGACGGCGUCCCUGGAGUACCCCUCCAAUGUAUUGUGGCAGCUAUCAGAGAUAGCUGAGACUGACAUGGGCGGGACAUCUGGUGGGAUCUACAGUCUUGGAUUGUCAGCCGCUUCACAGGCACUUGCCAGUGCAACAACUAACGAACCUUCAGCCUGGUUGUCCGCCUGGGAGAGGGGUAUGCAGGCCAUCACUAAAUAUGGAGGGGCGGAGGCCGGGGACAGGACGAUGCUGGACACGCUGCACACGGCCGCCGCGACCUUCCGGUCGAAUCUUAACCAGGAUUUAGGCGACCUGAUGAGGAAGACUUCUUCCUCCGCCGAAGCUGGAUGCAGAGCAACCGCCGCCAUGACGGCCAAGGCUGGGCGUGCCUCUUACGUGGCGAGCGGCUACGUUCACGACGAAGACGCGGGAGCGCGCGCCGCUGCCAUCUGGUUGCAAGCUGUUCUCGACUUUAUUGCAGAAGUUUGUAAAGUU